Closterium sp. NIES-65 is the source of this 993-nucleotide messenger RNA. The record is from the annotation of a GenBank genome assembly. Lineage: Eukaryota; Viridiplantae; Streptophyta; Zygnematophyceae; Desmidiales; Closteriaceae.
AUGGCAUUCUAUGCUGAUAACUUCUCUGCUAACUCUGCUUUUCAAACCUCGAGCAGUCCUGCAACGCCAACCAGAGGCAUUGGCAGGUUCGGAACCCCUCGGACCGUGUUCUCGCCUGCAGCGUACUCUCCUGUGAAGGCUGCUGCUUGCACCGACAACGGUGAGACGUGCUGCAGCAGCGUGCUUCUGAAGAGCGUGAGGCCGCUGCUGGAGAAACUGGCCCAAGGCGCUGCUGACGGGCAACACAAGCCCGCCAAGGUGCACGUAGCUGACGCACCUGACGUGAAGCGGCCUGGAAUCGGCCGCUUCGGAGGCAAGCCUGCUGCUGCCGUGCUUGCACCUGUGGUCGUCGCUGCUGCUCCCGUCACACCGUCUGCUGUGGUUGCGCCUGUGGUGGUGCCUGAGGUAGCGCCUGUGGCUCCAGUGGCUUCAACCACACCACAGGUGCCUGAAGCGCGUGUGACCACAGAAACGAUAUCCGUGGAGGCGAGUGCACGUGCUGCUGAUCCGAGUGAGAAAGCGAGGUGGUCGAAGCUGCGUCAGGAGGUCAAAGCCAUGGAUAUUGCGAUGACGCGUGCUGCUUACCUGAGGGCCAAGGGCAAGAAUGGGUGCAGCAGCAAGGUGGUGAUCAUGGGUGUGAAGGGUGGUAACGGCAACAACAUGCAUGCAAGAUCUGCCCCAUGUGCGGCAGCAGCAGCAGUUGUGGGAUCACGUGGUGGUGCAUCAUCAGUGAGAGCAGCUGGCAAGGCCAGCAGCAGACACGCGAGUGGGGUGAAGAGGAGAGAGGAGGGUGGGUGUGGGGAGGGAGCAGCAGGGUGGGCAGCAGGUGGAAGGCAGGGUGGUGUGAAGGCAGCAGGUGGCAGAGCAGUGGCAAGUGGCGUGUGUGGCAGGGAGGGGGUGAAGCAGCAGGCGGGGAGGAGAGAGAGUUUGGUGGAUGAGAGGGAGGUCAGGCCAGGCUGCCGCAGCAGCAGGGCGCACAGAAGGAGCUCCUGA